GAAUGUGGUCGCGUGUCACUCAAUAGAGCCUCCGCCGGACUAGAGACUUGCCUUUGCUCGUGAAAAGUCGAACCUUCUGCCUGGAAGGGGGUUGGGGCAGGUUAGAAAAGUGGAUGAUUCGUCGCUCUUCUCGUAGGGCCUGGCGGCGCGGGACGCUCUGAUGACCCCGGUUGGAGCCGCCGCUGAACCGAGCGGGAGCCGAGCAGAACCGCAAGAGAUGGCGUCUCAGCCGCCGCCCCCACCGAAGCCUUGGGAGACUCGGAGGAUCCCGGGGGCCGGGACAGGACCGGGGCCCGGCCCCUCCUUCCAAUCUGCUGAUUUGGGUCCUACCUUAUUGACAAGGCCAGGGCAACCAACUCUUACGAGAGUACCCCCACCGAUUCUUCCAAGACCAUCACAACAGACAGGAAACAGCAGUCUGAACACUUUUAGACCUGCUUAUACUUCCUUUUCUUCUGGAUAUGGAGCAUAUGGAAAUUCCUUUUAUGGAAGCUAUAAUCCUUACAGUUAUGGAUAUGGUGGUUUAGGGUAUAACCGGUUCCGUAUGGAUGAUCUUCCUCCCAGCAGAUUUGUCCAGCAAGCUGAAGAAAGCAGCAGAGGUGCAUUUCAGUCCAUUGAAAGUAUUGUGCAUGCAUUUGCUUCUGUCAGUAUGAUGAUGGAUGCCACCUUUUCAGCUGUAUAUAACAGUUUUAGGGCCGUUUUGGAUGUAGCCAAUCAUUUUUCCCGAUUGAAAAUACAUUUUACAAAAGUGUUUUCAGCUUUUGCGUUAGUUAGGACUAUACGGUAUCUCUACAGACGGUUACAGCAGAUGAUGGGUUUAAGAAGAGGCUCUGAGAAUGAGGAUUUAUGGGCAGAAAGUGAAGGUACUGUGGCUUGCCUUGGCCCAGAAGACAGAGCCGCUAAUUCAGCAAAAUCUUGGCCAAUAUUUUUGUUUUUUGCUGUUAUCCUUGGGGGCCCUUAUCUCAUCUGGAAACUGUUAUCCACCCACAGUGAGGAAAUAACAGCUACCACCAAUUGGGCGAGUGGUGAAGAUGAUCAUGUUGUAGCUAGAGCAGAAUAUGAUUUUGCUGCUGUUUCUGAAGAAGAAAUUUCUUUCCGGGCAGGUGAUAUGCUAAACUUGGCACCCAAAGAACAACAACCUAAAGUUCGUGGCUGGCUUCUUGCUAGCCUUGAUGGUCAAACAACAGGACUUGUACCAGCUAAUUAUGUCAAAAUUCUUGGUAAAAGAAGAGGUAGGAAAACAGUGGAAUUGAAUAAGAUUACCGAGCAGCAACGAGCUUUUACCAACUCGACCCUAAUUAGUGGAACCACUGCUGCUGACGCAUUGGAGGAGCAGGAAGCUGCCUUUGAAUCUGUUUUUGUUGAAAAUAAUAAGGUUCCUGUUACAUCUGAAUCCACUGGCAAAAGUGGAGAUAAACAAGAUCUUUGAUAUCCUUCAUAUUUACUUAAAAUUGAACUGUUUUCAAAAACACAGUUUUGAUAAUUCUAUAAAAGAAAUAACCCACAAUCUAAUGCAAACAUUUGUUUUGGCUAUUGUAGGUGUUUUUGCUGCUAGAAAAGACUUAAAGUUGUACUUUAGUAAAGCUGGUUCAGAAUGUGAUCUGGUUGCAUUCUACAGGUCAUUGGAGUAGGAAAUUUUCUUGGUCCUGGAUUAAGACUGCCAGUUUCUCAUCAAAUGUCCCAUUGUUUGUUGAAAGAGUACUUUGAUGAACUCUAGAAUGUAUUGUUAAUGGAAUGUGGAACGAUUAAUUUUUUAAGACUUCUAAACAGAUUGUCUGAGAAUCCUUAGAAAUUAGGAAAUAAUGUAUGAAAAGUUGAGAACCAGGCCAAAAAAAAAAUUUCUUGGUAUGUCUUUAAAGACCUUAAUUACCCAAAGUAGUUUAAGGGCAUGUAGCCAGAGAUGUGUCCUUUUAAGUAAGAACUCUGGAUACAAAGAACUAGAUGACUUUUAUUGCAGUCUAGUUCUGCAUUAUUUACUUUUGAUUGUAUAUUUUCCACCUUUACAGAAUAAUUUCACAUUUAUUCUUUUUUUAAAAAUAUCUUGAAAAGUUCAGUAGGAGCAUUGUAAAUAUAACUAUUUACUAGAAUGAUUUAAAGACUGGUUAUAGCACCAAAAUGUCUCCAAUAGUAGUUGCAAUUUUUUUUUUCUUUUUUGAGUCCAGUAUGUGUGUCAUUUCUUUGUGCUUAGAACCCUACAUCUUUUAAGCUCUUAAAAAUAUGGCUAUUUUUAUGGAAAGAGUCAGAGUAUAGUAGAGAUGCUUUUUCUCAAAAAAACCUGAACAUACAAGCUCUUUGAGACUGAGUGAUAUGAUUUAUCCAGUUCUAGACAUGGUGAUAAAUUAGCUUAUUCGUUAAAAUCCUGUUUCUGUCUUAAUAUGGUUACUUUUUUAAAUUUCACAUGUGGAUAAUCCUGAAAAGUAAUUUAAAAUGUUACAGGUUGUUUCCUUUAGAUUUAAGAUUUGCAGCUAACAAAGCAAAGUAGAUCACAAAAUACUAUAUUGCCAUUCAGUUAAGUAUCCUACUUGAUUUGAGUUCUUUGUUUAAAUAAUGAUUUCAAAUGCAACUAAAUUUUAGGGUGCCUAAAUAUCUUGUAGCAAAAUCUGGACCUUCUUCUAAACCAUGAUUAUAUAUGACAGUGAUUCCUUAAAGAAAAAAAAAAUUCUUUAAUACUAAGCUCAAAAUAGUAAAGAAGUUUUAAGAUGAUGUCUAAAACUGAAUUAUUUGAUAAAAUUAUGCAUUAGUAUGCUUUUACAUUUUUUCUCUAGAACUUUGUAUUCUCUGAGUACUUUUUGUUUAUAUUCUCUAAAUGAGUACUUUUAGAACAAACUCUACAAUGUGAGUAGCUUAAAUCUAAAGAAAUUUAUUAAAGGACAUCUCUGAAACUUAUUUUAAUAGACAUUGCUUAAUUAGUACUCCUGUCUGAAGAGGAAUAUGGAACAUUUUAGAAUUUUAAAAAUGUAUGAUAGAGCUAAAAAGAUGGAGAGAAAAUAAACUUCCUAGAUAUGUUAGAGAUUCAACCAAGGUAUAUAAAAAAAAUCUUUAAAUAUUAUUCUUACUGACUUUUUCCAGAUUUUGUGGUUCAUUCUUAAAUGUAAUUUAUAGGAUCCAUUCUAAAUUUCAUACCAAAAUUCUUUUUUAAAGUACAUUAGUUAUUUAAUUUGAUGUUGGGACAGCCAAAUUGACUUGAUUAAAGUGUAAAUAAAUGGUUAAAAUAAAAAUGCCCUUGGUGGUAACCAUAUUAAAUUUGAAUUUGAAGCAUUUAGUUCCUAGGCUAGGGAGUAUGGUUGCUAUUAAGAAUGAAGAAGGAAUAACAGAGCACAAAAUAAUAAAGUGGAUAAAUAUAACUUCAUCUUCCAUUGACAUAGUUCCUAUGUUCUUGAUGUUUUUAGUAUGGUAGAUUGCUAUAUAAAUUAUCGCACUGGUGAGUAUAUGUAUGUGUGCAUCCCUAUUUUACUGGAAAACCAGGAAGGGAAUUAAGAAUCUUGAAAAAGCAAAGAGUAUCUUUGAACUUUCUGUUAUCAUGACCUUUAUGAUACAAUUUUUCAGGUAGGGCUAAAUUUGUUUGCUGUUCAGGUCCCCAGUGUUUUGCUUUAUCAAUUAUUUAAUUAAGGAGUGGCUAUUUUAAAGAAACUAUUAACCAAAACAUUUUCAAGUUAAAUAAUAUGAUUCUCACAUUAUCAAUAAGCAGACAUUUAGCAUUCUCAGUUUUUCUGAUUGUAUUCUUUGACCUAUUGACUUAAAGAAAACAAAGUAAGGAUACUGUAGUGUGUUAGUCGUUAAAUGUUUUAUUUUUAGGUAUCUGAUUUAGUCUAUCACUGUGUCAUAACUCUAUAUUAACUUGGAUAAAAUUAUACUUUGUCUUUAUUAAUGAAAAAAGACAGAGAAAAUGGAUACAGUUAAAAUAUAUUUUAUUUUUAAAUGAUUGUGAAAUCACAUGUACUGUAUAAAUAAAAAUAAAUUUCGUGGAUAUUGUUUGCAGGUAACCUGAGAUUCUGUUUUUCAAUUCAGAAGCUAAUAUGAGAAGUGUUAGAGUUUUUUUAAAAGUUAAUUUUCUCAUGUCAUGCACAUCAAACUGUUUCUUUCUAAACCAUUUACAUGUUCUAUUUCUUCUGAUUUAAACAGCUCCCAAUAAAAAUAGUUUUAUGUUGUUAUAAAAGUUACAUUAAAUGUUGUAUGACUGGUAUAAAGAAGCUGGGACAGUGAAUCAGAAACCCUACACCUAGUACCAUAACAAAUAUUCAUAUGUCCUUUAGACAAGUCACUUAACCAUUUGCUUAGUUACAAAAAAAAAAAAAAAAAGGGAAAAACACAUGCCCUGCCUACCUCACAGGGUUGUUGUGAGGAUCAAAUGAGAUUGUGUGUUUAUGAAAAGCAUACUAUAGCACUUGUUAGGAUAGAAUCACAGCCAUGAUUCUGGCAGCAACAGCCCAUUUAUUGAAAUGCCAUAUAAUUAAAUGUUAGCUCAGAAAAAUGAAAGAAGAUAGGGAAGAAGUAAAAAUUUUAUAAUUUUAAAUUUUUCAUUAAGAUACUUUUGGAGCAGAGGUUCUUAAUCUAGGGUCUAUGAAACCCAUUGUCAGAGGGUUCAUUAAUUUGGGGAAAGGGGAGAAAAUUAAUCUUUAUUCUCCCUAACCUUUAAAUUGAUGUUUAAUAUCUUCAAUUUUGAACAUAGGCAACAAAUAGAUGUUACCAAACUGCCACAGCAGUCUAUGACACAAGAAUGGUUAAGAACCUCUGCUGUUGAGUGGAAAUAUAGAUGUUGGUAAUAAUUAUUAUUGUCAUGUAUGUGUAGAAUACUUUUUUACCCUCAAAAUUUAAUUAUUUCAUCAAUUAUGAGUUUUACAUAAACAUAAGUGUAUAUAUAUAUAGAGAGAGAGAGAGAGAGAGAGAGAGAGAGAGAUAGACAUUAGAUAUAAUUCUUCACAAAAUAAAAUAAAAAUACUUGUGUUCAAAUAACAGAACAAUUCAUUUAUUACAAAACUAUGAUGGGAUUUUAUGUUCAUCCAGAAAAAGAGAAAUUAAAUUUAGCUUUUCUUUCUUCCUAAAAAGGCUCUCAUACUGAUUUAUCUAAAACAGACUGAAUUGAUCCAUUUUUUCAUAUGUUAAAUCAUGGAUUGUACAUGUGCCAAAAGCUUUUUUUUUCAAAUUUUGUAUUCAGUUUUUUGAAUAUUCUUUCCUUAAGUCUCUUUUAUUUUAUGUGCUUGUCUUUUUUUUAAUCUCAUUGGAAAAGUUUUUAAAUUUUAUUUUGAAAUUUUAUUCAGUUAUUAUAGUUGAAUAAGUGUUAUUUUAUAAAAUAAGUAAAUUUGAAUGAUUAGUUUAAAGGCAUUCAAUUUGAAUAAAUGAAAUUACAAAUUAUAUUAUAACAUGUAUCUUAAGGGAAAUGUGUUAAUAGGUAUUUUACAAGUACUGUACCUGUAUCCUAAUACAGCUUGAAAGAAAGGAUUGUUGAAUGUGAAGAGAAAUGUAAAAUUUCCAGAAAUUUGAAGCAAUAGGGGAAUUUUCUUUUGGAAUGAAGAGUACAAGGACUCAAAAUUUGAAGGGAAACAUACACAAUACUUAUUUAUUAGGAUUUUUUUUCUAUCAAAAAACAUUGUUCACUAAAGAACAUAGAAGUAUAUUGUGUAGAACCUGGCUAAUUGAGAAAUAUAUCACAUUUUGAGAAUCGAGAGAUGUGAAAGAAUUUUUCCCUUUAAUUUUGGGAGCCUUCAUAGCUCUACAUAAAAACUAGUGUAAAUAAGUUCUUGGACUAGGACAUCAAUAAGCAUUUGAAAGAUCAAGUUCUUUAGAAGUAAAUGUUGAUUUUUUCUCUUUCUCUCAGGCAAUGUGUUCUAUGUACCAUCUUUUUAUGACUCUAUUGUGUCUCAACAAUACCCAACAUAAAUUGACCCAUGAAUUCUUCAGUUCAAGCUCUUCGAUUUAUUCAGAUUACUUCUUUCCUUCUGUAAGUGACCCUGGACUAAAAAAAUUUAAGAGAUUUUUGCCAUUCAUAUUUUCUUUUUCUGUUUCCAACUCCCAGAUUUUUGCCAUUCAGAGGUUCUCCUUAUACCAAAUACGUCAAUCCUUUAACAAACCCUUUGCAUAAGCUAUUUUACCUUUUUGGUUGGGUAAAAAAAAAAAAUCUAAAACUCAGAUAAUCAUCUCUUCUGAUAACUGAUUUGUAUUUUAAUCCUCAUCUUAACAUUUUACUAAAUGUCUACCCAUAUAAUCUAAUUGACAGUUGCUAAGAAUGUCAUUUUCCUUUAGAAAUUAUAAAAGGGAUCACCUUGCAACAUUGUCUUUUUACAUUCUUCCCCGUGAUGCAAUGAGUAUCCUAUAAAGGAAAAAAAAUAGCAUAUAACCUUAAUUGUGAAUAUACUGAUGCUAAUUAUAUAAAUGUGACGUUAAUACAGUGAUAAAUUUGAUAUGCACAAAUACUAGGAUAGUAUGUUUUUAGUUUCCUAAGUCAACUUGUGCUGCACUUUUGGCUUUUCACUCUUUUAUUAUGUUUUACUGGAUGUUCUAGUACACAGAUAGACAUUAAUAAAUAUUUAGGUGAAUAAGUAAAACAAAACGCAAAAUAAAAUUCUAUAUACACUUAA
Antechinus flavipes (yellow-footed antechinus) is the source of this 6575-nucleotide messenger RNA. RefSeq names its product peroxisomal biogenesis factor 13 (gene PEX13). Gene Ontology annotation, cellular component: peroxisomal importomer complex; peroxisomal membrane; peroxisome. Gene Ontology annotation, biological process: protein import into peroxisome matrix, docking. NCBI's taxonomy places the organism in Eukaryota, Metazoa, Chordata, Mammalia, Dasyuromorphia, Dasyuridae. The coding region runs from base 161 to 1429 and encodes 422 amino acids. Gene Ontology annotation, molecular function: protein binding. The record is from RefSeq and is a predicted model, not a curated record. The transcript is spliced from 4 exons.